AUGUUUCUCAGACUCGUUCUUAUCUUUAUCCUAAUGCAUGACAACAUUUGUUUGGCCGGAAGGAAGAAUGCCGUCGGAAUUUUGGCCACCGGAAGAAAGAGUGCCAUGGGACUUUUAGACGACUAUCUUAAACAGGCAACGUUAUCAAAAUGUGUACCACGUGGUGGUAGGGGUGGUAAAAGAAAACAUAUAUUGGAUAUGUUUGAAGGAGAACAGUCACAACUCGAGCAAGCGUGCCAGAACAUUGGUAAUGGAGAAUCAAAGGAGAAGACCGACUACCGCCGCGACUUCGACGAAUGUUUGUGGGAGCGACUUUCAGUGAUUUGCAAUUUCUGA
Messenger RNA from Cylicostephanus goldi, 336 nucleotides. NCBI's taxonomy places the organism in Eukaryota, Metazoa, Nematoda, Chromadorea, Rhabditida, Strongylidae. The record is from the annotation of a GenBank genome assembly.